Marmota flaviventris (yellow-bellied marmot) is the source of this 693-nucleotide messenger RNA. RefSeq names its product lecithin retinol acyltransferase (gene Lrat). The record is from RefSeq and is a predicted model, not a curated record. Gene Ontology annotation, molecular function: phosphatidylcholine-retinol O-acyltransferase activity. NCBI's taxonomy places the organism in Eukaryota, Metazoa, Chordata, Mammalia, Rodentia, Sciuridae. Gene Ontology annotation, biological process: vitamin A metabolic process; retinol metabolic process. Gene Ontology annotation, cellular component: rough endoplasmic reticulum.
AUGAAGAACCCGAUGCUGGAGGUGGUAUCCCUACUGUUGGAGAAGCUGGUCCUCUUCUCCAACUUCAGGUUUUUCAGUUUAGACAUCCCGGGAGAAGAGAAAGGAUGGAAAAAAUUCUAUGAGGUCAACUGUUUCCUCCGCGGCGACGUACUGGAAGUGCCCCGGACCCACCUGACCCACUAUGGCAUCUACCUGGGCGACAACCGUGUCGCACACCUAAUGCCCGACAUUUUGUUGGCUCUGACCAAUGACAAGAAGCGCACGCAGAAAGUGGUCUCCAACAAGCGUCUCAUUCUGGGCGUCAUUGGUAAGGUGGCCAGCAUCCGCGUGGACACAGUGGAGGACUUCGCCUACGGAGCCGACAUCCUUGUCAAUCACCUGGACCACUACGUCAAAAAGAAGGCUCUGCUCAACGAGGAGGUGGCCCGGAGGGCUGAGAAACUGUUGGGUCUGACCUCCUACAGCCUAUUGUGGAACAAUUGCGAACACUUUGUAACUUACUGCAGAUACGGUUCCGCGAUCAGCCCCCAGGUCGACAAGUUUUUUGAGAUGCUGAAGAUAAUUAUUCGUGAUCAGAGAAGUGUUCUUGCUUCAGCGAUCUUGGGAUUGGUGUCUAUAGUCUGCAUGGGCCUGGCAUCAUAUACUACCUUUCCUGCAAUUAUUAUUCCAUUCUGCUUAUGGAUGGUUGCCUAA